Messenger RNA from Porites evermanni, 12268 nucleotides. The record is from the annotation of a GenBank genome assembly. Lineage: Eukaryota; Metazoa; Cnidaria; Anthozoa; Scleractinia; Poritidae.
UCCAACUUUGAUUUCUCAGCCUUGGAUUUAUGGAUGAUGAACGCAGAGGAGAAAGAAGAGAAAGUCCAACAUGUUCCUGAUUCAACACUGGAUCUCGACGGUAUGCCUGCAUGGCUGAGCGAAACGUGCCAACCGAGGAUUUUGGACGAUCAGACCAUUCUACACGCUACGGCGGUAGUCGCUUCGGAGGAAUUCAGUCCGGCACCUUCUGAAUGCAGCUCCACAAGCAACAGCCACUUUUUCAGCGAAGACGAACAGCUCAGCCCGAAUGAAAUGAAAUUUACAGAGAAAGAGCUGCGAGAGCUCUCCGUGAAAGACAUAAAUAGACUUCUCAAAGAACGAGGGCUGUCAAAAGAAGAAAUUGCCACAGUCAAACACAGGCGAAGAACUUUAAAGAACAGAAGAUAUGCUCAGCAUUCAAGGCUGCGAAGGAUAGAAACUAAAAACAAUCUGGAAGUGGAAAAGAAGAGCCUGUUGCAAGAGUUGGAACAGCUUCGAAAACAGGUGACUACUGUGGAACGAGAGCGCGAUAUGUACAAGGACAAGUACGUCAAGUUGCUGACUCAAGUUUCCAAAAUGCCAGGAAAGCUGAUCAAGAUUAGCCCUCUACCAAACUGAAGGAGACUUUUCUCCGUACAAACACUGCAAGGUUAUGCUAUAAAACACUGAAUUUUAUAGUUCCUUUGUACAUGUACAACUAAGUUAAGUGAAUCAACUGCUUAUCAGUACGAGGGCAGUUGGGCAACAUUGGGCAAGUUGUAACUUCGCUAUAAGUGAAAAAAAUUAACGUUGGACAUUCCCAUAGCUUUCGAUCAUAUCAUCUCUCAAGCUUGUUGUUCUUGUUUAAGAUGCUUAUAGUUGUUUUAGAAUUUUUAGCUCGUUGUUAGCUCGGUAUUUCAGACGACUAGUUAGCUAAAACGUUCCAGAACGUCGCGAAACGUUGCGUGACGUAAUGAUAUAUUUUUGUUAUUAAGUAGCGGUUGACCGCUGACACGUGAACGCGAGUUCAGUAGUUAGUGAGACGGAAUCGUUUCACCAUGUACAUAUAUUCUCUUUUUCUCAUGUAUUUAUUGAGCGAUCGCAACCAGUCGAGAGAAAAGCAAAAAAAAAACAAAACAAAUUAAAUUUUUCAAAAAGAAGAAAAAAUACAUUUUAAUUGAGAACAAGAAACUAUGGAAAAAAAUUAAACAUUUGAAUAAAAAAACCAAAAAUAUAGUUCUAUGGAGUUAUUAACUUUAGGAAUUCUUGAACUUUCUGGGCUGAUAAAGGGGGGAAGUUUUUUAUAGUACCCUUGCCCCACAGAUAGUUUUCUGAACAACUUAUCAAUAUUAUGUAUAUUAAAAAAUCAUGUACUCACAUGUUGAUGUUUAAUGUUGUUAUCCAAAGAAAAAUGUCCCAAAUAAAUCAAGCAACUGCAUGUCAGUUGGAUUUUGUUUCCUCAUUACCUAGUAGUGUGGAUAAAAAAAAGACAUUAAGUGGUAUUUGUACUGAUGCUGUAUAUAGUGUGUGUUAGUUGAAAUUAAAACACUUUACAAUUUCAAUAUUGUGUGGCUUAUUGCGAUCACCUCGGAGUUUUCUCCUCCCAGUCAUCUCAUCCCAAGCAUGAGUGGCAAGUAAUCAAGCCUAGUCAUCAUAUGGAUGUUGCAACAAACACAAUUUUAUUGUUUAACCCUUUAAGUCCCAAUAUCCACAUACAAAUUCUCCAAACUGAUCUCCAUACAUUUUCUUGAAGAAUUAGUUGAGAGAAUUUUGUCAAAGAUCAAAUUUUUUUUCUCUUUGUGAUCAUUUUGUUAAUUCUCAUAGACUUUGCUCAUGUUAGUCUAUGGAUAUCGUCAGGAGAAAAUUGAUUUUGAGCACUAUUGGGACUUAAAGGGUUAACCCUUCUUUCAACCCCAUAAGUGGUCAAAGACAAAUUUUACAAAUGUUCUGAAUUUCAAUCUGUAAAAUGCUAAGAACAAAAAGUACCAUGUGAAAGUACUGCCAAAGGAUGGUAACACCAAAGGCUUUUGUCCACAGACUAAAAAGUUAGAACCAUCUUACAAGACUCCAUGUAAUCAGUCAGACCUAAGGGAUUCUGUCUUGAACAGGCACUGCAUAAAAAUUUCUUAAGCAUACCCAUAUUAUCUCAACUAAAACUGUCUCCCCUGCCUUAGUCAAACACUAUCAAUAUACCCUAAAUUUGUCAAACCUUUCAAUAAUUCAAACCAAUUUCAUUUUCAUUCAGUAGGUUAAACAAAAAUCAAGAUUCUACUGUAGUAUUGAUUUCAAUCCCACUCAAAUAAUUUCAAGUUGACAUAUUAAAGAAAAAAAUAAAUGUUAAAUCUGAUGAUUCCACUAUUAGUACCACCCAUGUUACAUUCUCUCCUGGUGGCAGAGGAUUUACUAAAGCUUGUGUGUUCAACAAGCUAUGAUUGUAAGCAAAUUUCUUUGAUAGUUAAAAUAUUCUUUGAUCAUUUACAACACUAAUCUCUGUUGUUACUCCUUUGGAAAGGCAAUGUGUCCUUGAGAGACACUGCACUGACAAUAAGGUUUUCUUGACGCACCUACAAUCUUCUAUCUCAUGCAGUCAAAUUGCCCCUUAUAAGCUGCCACCUUGCAUUUAGGUAAGACAACAAAAAAAAUUUCCCAGUCAAAGCAUCAUUAGUUUGGUUCCUGUUACAGAAGCACACUGUUCACAUAACCGAUAUACUGUAAAAUUCCAAAAAUAAGCCCAGGGGCUUAUAUUUUUCAAAGGCCCUUUCUGAGGAGCUUACCGUAUUUUUGGAGGGGCUUAUAUUCAGAGGGGCUUAUCUAUGGAGAGAAAUUUGCGUUUCAAAAUUGAUUGGGCUAGCCUUAUAGUUUAGUAAAUUUACUGUUUUUGCUUUGUUUUACUUUGUAUUUGAGGGCAAUUUUCCAAGUACAAGCCCCCGGGGGACUUAUAUUCCGAGGGGCAAUUUAACGGAGGGUUUUUUGCAUUAACAGUUUGGGGGGCUUAUAUUUGGAGGGGCUUAUACUUGGAGGUGCCUAUUUUCGGAAUUUUACGGUAACACCUCAUUCUAAAAAAAUGUAGACUGUAGUUCAACAUUCCAAGCCACUGAGAUCACAGUGGCAGCAAAAAGACAAUAUCCGAGGACAAUAAUAUCAUUACAAAAUUGGACUGUUGAGAGAAUCAAGGAUGUUGCCAUUUUAAGGCAGUUCAACUCCUUGUUGACACUGAUUGCAAAGCUUUCAGAAAGUUGUCAUACUUCAUCAAAAUCAUUCUAUCUUUUUGAAAAGAUAUCCAUACUUGAGCAACCUGACCUUCAAUAUACAAAAUGCUAAAACUAGUAAUUUGUGAAUUUUUGCAAAAACUUUGAUUUCUUAACAAGUUGCCGGCCAUAAGUAAUGGAACUGUGAACACUGAGAAGCAUGCAUAUGGUCGAUAUGAAAAAUGUUCUGUGUUUUGAGUGUUGUGAAGGCCGGUGCUUGACGAUAAAGUGUCCAGAAUAAAAUGUACAGGGUUGUUUAACUCUUCAAGUUUGAAACGAGGUGUUGACAGGCUAAACACAACUCAUAAGCUUGUGAUAGUGCAAAAUGUGAACUUUGCCUUGGAGUUAGCUUGAACUAGUCUAGGUUAUGGAGAACACUCUGACUGAGCAAAUCUUACUUUUGCCACUCUGAGUCUAGCAUUUAGAGGUCAUGAAGCUGGUCUGAAACAUGCAUACUGAGCAUUAUUUCCUGUGGUCUGGAGUACAAUGCCCCACAGUUCCUCCAUUGGCAAUUACUUUUGUUUUAGCUUGAUAGUCUAUGCGACUGUACUGGUAGUGCAUUUUUUGUUACAAGUGCCUAAAGCAAGACUGCUGCAACAGAAUUAAAAGGUUUCUUGUCAGUUGCUACUAUGGUAUCAGUCUUAACUUUGUGUACUUUAUUCUUGUUUAGCCUGUCAACACUAUUUUCAAACCGAAGUUUUCCUUAGCACGUUCAGCCAAUAAUAAAAGGUUUUCUGUUUCAGAAAGGUAACAGCCAAUCAUAUUUGCAAAAGUAGGUGAUGUCACCGGACAACAUUAUAAUGCUUGGAAUUCAGACAUCUCUCUCCCCUGCGCCCCCACGGGUUAGGGGGUGGAGAAAUGUGACAAUUGCAAUUAGUCUAAUUACCGUUCACAGAAAUAAUUGCAGAAUAAACGGCAGCAUUUAUAUAAAUAUGCACAUGCUUUGUGUCAGCUACACCUUGGGAAUCACAGUUAUGUGCAAAUUCAAUCAAAAGAAUACUAAUUCUAAAACUAGUAAUGCUCAAUCUCUCUCAAUGACAUUAAAAGGGUUCUACUUCAAUUUACAGCAGUUUCAAGCAUGAAUUGCAGCCCGACCUGUCACAAAGACCUACAUAGAGAGCUCGAUAUAUUGGUAGUCUAUGAGGGGGAUUUAGACUGCAUGCCUACAGCACAAGCUAACUUUAAUCUAAACUGCAAAAAACUUUAAACAAAUAGCAUAGUCGAUGAAGAAAGAGCAAAUGCAGAAAUGAUCCAAAGCAUUGAAUAUAUUCUACAGAACUAGAUAGAUGCUAUUUUUGUAGUGGCUAAUGGUAGCAGAUGUUUGAUGAGCAAGCCCUACUUAAUGUUCCAUAGCAACUACAUCAUUCCCUAGUCUCACUUCUCAGGCUCAUACACAGUGAGUUGAUGGAUUUUUCCCAAACUUUUCCAUGUCAAAAGUUGAAAAACCAUGGAAUUGUCUUUGCUAAAGGCGACUAAUCUUUGUUUAAGGUUUGAUGAAUACUACAUGAAGAUGCAUCGAUAUUUCAUUCACUUUACUUACUUCGAUCAUUCACCAACUUAAUUCAGUUCUUAAUUGUUAUUUUCAUGAAUAUAAAAUAUUUCUUUCUUUCUGAUUGGCUUAAAUCAAAUCCCCUGGGAAAAGCUACACAGGAUAACACAUAACACAAUUAUUGAUUAAUGUCAUUAAUGAUUAAUCAACUUCCCAUUAACUUUAUGAAUGGCAUGGGCCCUAACACAAGCUAAAAUUCUCUCCAAAAAUUAAGUGCUGCUUAACAAUCAAAAAUCAGACUUACGAUCAGUUAAUGCCACGUAGCUUUCCAAUAAUUUUUUUCACAAAUAACUACUUGAACAUGACGUAACCAACGUAACAAAUAAAUUGGACCAGUAGUUGCGGUGCAUCUUCAAUGUCACUUGUGACGCGGUCAUGAAAAUUCUUGCACGAANUUAAUUCAGUUCUUAAUUGUUAUUUUCAUGAAUAUAAAAUAUUUCUUUCUUUCUGAUUGGCUUAAAUCAAAUCCCCUGGGAAAAGCUACACAGGAUAACACAUAACACAAUUAUUGAUUAAUGUCAUUAAUGAUUAAUCAACUUCCCAUUAACUUUAUGAAUGGCAUGGGCCCUAACACAAGCUAAAAUUCUCUCCAAAAAUUAAGUGCUGCUUAACAAUCAAAAAUCAGACUUACGAUCAGUUAAUGCCACGUAGCUUUCCAAUAAUUUUUUUCACAAAUAACUACUUGAACAUGACGUAACCAACGUAACAAAUAAAUUGGACCAGUAGUUGCGGUGCAUCUUCAAUGUCACUUGUGACGCGGUCAUGAAAAUUCUUGCACGAAGUGAAACUUUCCUGCUUGCAACUCUCUCCUAGUUUUCUUUUUUCAGCAUCUCGUGAAUAUGAACAGAAAUUAAACAGUUAAAUAUUGAUCCCGGUGAAACAUGUACCCUAAAGUGCAGCUUGCAAACUGCUGCACUCAGCCAAACGAUCACAGGUUUUGCAUUUGAGCGGAAACGUUGCUUUCACGUGACAAAGUUGGUUUGUCACUUCACCGGUUCACCCCUCCCCAUUUAGAACUGAAACCAAGGGCCAGUUGGACGACCCGUCUUGGACGCAUUUCGAGUCCUUCCAGUUUGUACCGCUGUUUGUAGUCCGAACAAGUACCAAAGCUUCCGCAAACUUUGGAAACGUUUCAGUUGGCCGGGGGGGGGGGGAUCCGGCAAAGUUUAGAGGGAUUCUGUCGAUAUCUUACAUGGGAGGGGGUAGGGUAGUUUGGUAAUUUCCUUUCCCCUAAAAGGUUUUCAAAAAACUUGGAUUUCACUAGCUUAACCAUAAAAGACUGGGCUUUCUAUUAUCCAUGGCUUAACACUGAGAAGGCCUCUUGGAAAUUGUUCUUUCAGAAUAUCCUGACAAAUCCCAUAAUUUCAGAAACUUAAUUUUUAUGACGUCAUCACCUUAGUACUCUAUUACAGCUUCACUACUAUCUUUGAAUAUAUUUACUUAAUAUUAUAUACCUUGCCUUAAUCGCCGGGCUGUAGCAGCCAGUAAUCCGUGGAGAUCAUCUAAGGUCUCUAAGAGCUGAGAGCCAGCGCCAGGCGGGUCGGUUUACUGGCGCGGGAAGACUGAGCCAGUAGCAGGGCGCUUUUUUUAGAAUGGCGAUAACCAAUCAAAGCAGCUCGACUAGGCAAAAUUUAUGAUUUUACAUUUAAAUAAAAAAAAGGUCAACUUGACUCCGCAAUAUAGUUUUCGGUAGGUACCAAACAGCCAAAUUUAAUUUUUUUUUAAAAAAAACGUAUUGGCGAAGGAUAAUUUGUCAGUCGUACAGUCAUCGAAUUUCGCAAUGGCAUUAUAUGGACUAUAAAUGAGGAAAAGCGAGGUCCAAAUUAACUUUGAAAAUGGUAAAACUGUAUAUACUUUUCUUUAAAAAAAAAAUGGCUCUAACAUGGCGUUCUAGAAAUUGCUCUGCAUUCUCUGCUGUGUAGCAUAUAAAUUACUUUAAAUUAAUAACGGUGUCACUACUACAGUAAUUUUUUCCUAGGUGGUAAAAUGAAUUAUUAACGAAUGAGGUCUAUAUCAGCGGGAGAGAUGAGAAAUCCGAGCUCUCUAUAAGCUAUAAACAUAAAGGGAAUUCAGAGAAUGAUUAUGAGCUGGACAAAAACAAUUGCAAAAAACAUGUAUGUAGUGCACCAAUGCAUUUGCUUGUUUUGUUAUACUUUAUAGCAAACAGGUGCAGUGAAUUUACUAUUACUCGAAUCACAUUUAUCCUCAACAGCAUAGAUGAACGCAAAAAUUUAAAAUUAACUCCGCAAGAACAGUCUUUCGAAAGUUGUCACCAAAAAAAAUAAUUGUGUUCUGUUCUCGGAUGUACAUGAAAAAUGGGAAACAAACAGGCGGCCUUUACAGAAGAUCAGCUUGAAGAUUAUCAGGUUUUCGUUUUAUAACCGAAAAAUAUGUGUUAUCCAUUAUAAAAUCAGUUCAAGCGUAAACAUCUAUCUGGAAGUGGCACAUAGUUUAGCUUUACUUCUGUAUUUUAUUUUUAUCGUUUCAGGACUGUACUUACUUUAACCGAGCUGAUAUAUUAAGGUAAGUUAGAAUAACUGCUGAGAUAAUUAAGAUCUCAUGCAUUUCUNAAACGUAUUGGCGAAGGAUAAUUUGUCAGUCGUACAGUCAUCGAAUUUCGCAAUGGCAUUAUAUGGACUAUAAAUGAGGAAAAGCGAGGUCCAAAUUAACUUUGAAAAUGGUAAAACUGUAUAUACUUUUCUUUAAAAAAAAAAUGGCUCUAACAUGGCGUUCUAGAAAUUGCUCUGCAUUCUCUGCUGUGUAGCAUAUAAAUUACUUUAAAUUAAUAACGGUGUCACUACUACAGUAAUUUUUUCCUAGGUGGUAAAAUGAAUUAUUAACGAAUGAGGUCUAUAUCAGCGGGAGAGAUGAGAAAUCCGAGCUCUCUAUAAGCUAUAAACAUAAAGGGAAUUCAGAGAAUGAUUAUGAGCUGGACAAAAACAAUUGCAAAAAACAUGUAUGUAGUGCACCAAUGCAUUUGCUUGUUUUGUUAUACUUUAUAGCAAACAGGUGCAGUGAAUUUACUAUUACUCGAAUCACAUUUAUCCUCAACAGCAUAGAUGAACGCAAAAAUUUAAAAUUAACUCCGCAAGAACAGUCUUUCGAAAGUUGUCACCAAAAAAAAUAAUUGUGUUCUGUUCUCGGAUGUACAUGAAAAAUGGGAAACAAACAGGCGGCCUUUACAGAAGAUCAGCUUGAAGAUUAUCAGGUUUUCGUUUUAUAACCGAAAAAUAUGUGUUAUCCAUUAUAAAAUCAGUUCAAGCGUAAACAUCUAUCUGGAAGUGGCACAUAGUUUAGCUUUACUUCUGUAUUUUAUUUUUAUCGUUUCAGGACUGUACUUACUUUAACCGAGCUGAUAUAUUAAGGUAAGUUAGAAUAACUGCUGAGAUAAUUAAGAUCUCAUGCAUUUCUCUAAAACAAAUUAAACACAAGGUACAAGAGUAUACAGAGUUAUAUGUAUUAAAGUGAUAAACAGUUAUAUUUCACGCGCGAUCGAUCUCAUUUUCAUGAUCAGACUAUUAAGCUGUUCGAAAAUUAAUUGUUGCUUUUAACCUGCACAAUUUAUAGAUCUCGAAAACUGAAAAGGUUGAUAUUAACGUCAUACGUGAUACUCAUGACAAUUUUGUUCAUUUUUAAUUUUAUCUUUUUUUUAAGUUAAAGCCAACGAAAGACAGUCAUGAGUUUUAAAGGACAAUUACACAACAAAUGUGGCCACGCAAUCAUUUUUGGCUAUUUUGAUAACGUGAUUUAAAUCCCUGUAAAGUGGUGCUAUAAAUUUUCAUAUAACCCCAUCUAUCAAAUGCACCUUCAACUUCUCAGUCGAAACUUCCUCCCGAUGGAAAGCACCAUGUAGGAAAAACAUUGGACCACUUGCAGUUAUUAAACGCCUGUAGUCUUGACGCGACGCCUUGGGACCCAAGUUCUCUACACAAAAUAUUUACUAACAGUUAUAUAUGUGAGAGUAUCUCUUGGAUACCACUCGACUAGAUCAACGCCUCAGUCCUUCACGUAUCUUUGAAAUUAUAUUAUGUAAAGGGGGUGGCCCGUUUCCGUCGGCCUUUGACUAUCUGCUAUUCAAUUCAUGCUUUUAAUAAUUGUUAUUACGCUUAAGAAUCACUCCAAGAAGUUUAAAGCCGGGGCUUUUAUUCCCUCUUCUGUUUGCGGGAUAGAAUUUCUCAUUUGUUACUGUUUUCAGAAUUCACAAGAGAUACAGCGAAUUGAACACAGAAGUUAUUCCGAAGGACUUUACAGAACUUGAUGUCCAACCAAAACUGAAAUAUAAAUUCCUUCAGCAGCUUCCAGAACUUAAAGUAAGAUAAGCUAAAUUAGGGAUUAAUGAUUUUAUUGUAUCAAAAAUAAGGUGCGAGCUGAUUUUUCAUGGUUUCUUGAAAGGGAUGGGUUGGCCCGCCGACUGUACACAGGCUAUGGCGGUUGAAUUGGUGAAGGACUGAAGGUUGUGCCCGGAGUCCCAAGGCCAUUAUCCUAAUAACGAUAUAUCCUAAGUUAUUGUUCCUAUUAAAAGGCCUACUAAUUUGAGAAACCUGAUAGUUCAGUUAUAUCUUACUUUAAGACGGCUUGGUAGAUCUGGCGUAUAAGGUCUUUACAGCCAGUAAGGCACGGAAACAUGAAAUAUAUAUAUGCGUUAUUGACCAAGGUGGUGAGGUCACAGAAAGCUGAACAUCGGCCAAGUUUUUUUUUCUUUUAUUUUUUUUGCCUUUUUUAUGGACCGAGACCGAGUCGAGUUCUAUCAAAACUUUUAAAGGAAACUGAAGACGAGUCCAAUAUCCAGCCAUCUUUACCUCAACAUGGUCACUAAAAGAUUUAUUAUGGGCCAAAAAGAGAAUUUUUUCUUGCGAGACCAACAUGCACAAGGGGAAAUCCCGAGCAAGCAGGCAAUUAAGAUGAGCAGCAACAGUCAGGCUCCCUUUCUGUUUCUUGGCAGGAGAAUCCCUUUAGAAGGAGGAUCUGCGAGGUAUUUUCACUGAAAGGAGACGGUGCCUUAACAUUUGACGACUUUCUGAACAUGAUGUCAGUUCUUAGUGAAUCGGUGAGUUUGACAAUCGACUGGAAAACUGUUUAGACUAUUUACUCUCUUACUGAUUCGUGAAGGCGACUUAUCAUCUUAGUAAGUAAGGUUGAUGACAAUUUACCAAAAGCACAAAAGUCGUGAAUUUUUCGUUCUCAUUUUACAGGCACCAAGAGAACUGAAGGCAAAGUACGCAUUCAAGAUAUUUGGUAAGACUAGAAGUCAAAAGUCGUAAUAGCGCAAAUUUCCCCAACCCGGCCCCAAAUCAUGGAUACGCGUUUGAGGCUUUUUGAGGCGCACUUAACUUCUUGUUGCGAUUGAGGCAUCAUUCUCGAAAAAAAAAUCGAAGAUGAUGUGGGGGAAAAUGUUUUGUACGGUUUCAGGUGAUUUGUCCAACUUCUGGCCAACAGUAAAGGGUUGACUACUUUCUAGGCCGAAAAUACCUGUUAACUUAGGAAGAAACGUGGGAAGUCCAGAAGGCAAUCCAUACAAAUAUCUCAAAAGACGCAGCAAAGCCAAUACUUAGCGUAUGCGUUGUCCUUCGUUUUAAGGCCGGGCAAUGACUUAACAACAUUAAUUACAAAAAAAAACUUUAUUUCAAGAAUUUAACUUAAGUUAUUACAUUGACCCGCAGGUAGCAACUGCUAACCUAGGCGGGACGGACGAAAAACUGAGGGUUAAUUAACUGUUACAGUAAAGUAUUAUUACAUAAACACAGAGUUAAGGUAACGAUAACUUUAGAAGUUUAAGAGAAAAUCAGUUGAAACUUUAUAAACACUUAAUUAUUUAUUUAGCCAGCCAAACUUUUUGUAUAAUGAUAGGUGUUUCAAUUAUAGUAAUUUUCUUUUACUAAAAUAUCUAGAUUUAAGUCGGCGAAUUUCUCUUUUAAAUUCUUUCUUGGGUAGAUUUCCCUGGCACCCGUGCUCCUCACUUCACUUUGAUCUGCUCACUUUUUGAGAUAAGGCACUAACUGGGUACGUAGCUCUACUUUUAAAAUCUAUUUCUGCUUUAUCAAGAUUUUGAUGGCGACAAUUAUCUCGGUAAGGAAGACUUAAAACUGACCCUGCGAGCCAUCACAGCAAAUGAACUUUCCGACGAAGAGAUGGAGUUUGUCACUGAUAAGGUAAACGAUGUCGUGCAUUUUCUGGUAAAAAUCUAGACACGUGUGCUAAUUACUUGACCGUGCUUACUUUUCGGAAAGUGAAUUCAGUUGCAACCUGACAUCAGGCUCUAUUUUCGUUUCGCUUUAAAAAUUACAUUCCUGCUGGCAUGGCAUGGUAGCCGUUAGAGAGAAUGUAUGAGAACCGCUAAAAUUGGGCCUGAUCUCAGGUUAAUUCAGUUGAUGCUUUUCAAAUUGAAAUUGUAUGAACGGCACAAUUCAUAUGGUGACCAUCUAUAGCCGUCCCAUCGGCGUUCGUUUGAUUUUACAAAAUGGGUCAAAACUUUCUUCCUCUCGAUUUAUAUCUUUUUGCCGUCGUUUCGUUUAUUCUGACCAAGAUUGCGGCAAUCUUGGACAAAAUAGAUGUAGAAAGACCCACCCCCGAGAUCCAUAUCAAUGUUUGGAAAAGGUCCGCUUUGACCCAGUUGCGCGGCUUCAUCCUUGAUCAGUUUGGGGAAUGGCGAUCAGGGGUCUGCAUUUCUUUUUUGUUCUGUCCAAAAUUGUAGUUUGACAGCCGGUAUUUCGCACUCGGGCCUAUACUAUCGAAACCGGCAAUGAGAAGCGAAGGACUACUGAGAACGUAUAGUACCCUGCUGAGUCUCUCACUAGUCCCUUCACGCCAGUAAUCUUGAUGACGAUUGGCAGUUUUGAAAAUAUUUAAAACUUAGCUUGUCCAUUUUGUCUCAAUAGUUGUUAGAGGAAGCAGACCUGGACGAAGACGGCUUGUUAUCUUUUGCGGAAUUUGAAAACGUUAUAGCGAGGUCACCAGAGUUCAUGAAGUGAGUUCUAUUCUCCGUUGCAGAUUGAUGCCGGACUUAGUUUCCUGUUAGGAGCCCAUCAAUUGAUGGGGUCCUGUUUCCUGUCGUUCCCAGUCGUCUCUCGGUUUCCUAUUUAAUUAGGUUGAUUUAGCAACAGAACGGGAACGCAAUUGACGACGGGAAAGCGCACGGAAGGAAGUGCAGGUGACUUCCGGUGCUCAAUUUGCGGCUCUGCCAUUGGUCAAGCCAGUUGUUUGAUUUGCGUGCGCCGUCGUCAACUGCGCGGUCAAGGGAAGCCCAGGGGAUAAACAUGGAAAAAGUCUCUUCCUUUCCUCUGUUACCUUCCCAUCGUCCCCUUCGCACCAGAUACCAUAAGAGCCUCCGGCGACCGUUCUGUGACCGCUUAACAUAAGAGACGACUGGGAACGAAUCAGCUUUCUUUAUGAAAUUCCGAUUUAUGUCAACGUUUCUACUUAAAUACGUUAAAACUGAAUUCUCAUGAGGAUUCUUUUUAUUAUUCAUUCCAGCAAUUUCCACAUCCACAUUUAG